CGGAGCGCUGCCGGCCCGCUCAUCGCUCAUGGCUCAUGGCGGCGUACGCGCGGCUCGGCGCUGCCAGGGCGCCGCUGCUGGGGCUCGGCACAUGGAAGUCCCCCCCAGGUAAGGUGGAAACUGCAGUGAUGGCUGCCAUCGAUGCCGGGUAUCGCCACUUUGACUGUGCCUACGUGUACCAGAAUGAGAAGGAAGUUGGGCAUGGGAUCCACCAGAAAAUCAAGGAAGGUGUUGUGAAACGAGAGGACCUCUUCAUCGUCAGUAAGCUGUGGUGCACGUUUCAUGAGAAGCCUCUGGUGAAGGGAGCCUGCCAGAAGACUCUUGCAGACUUGAAACUGGAUUACCUGGAUCUCUACCUCAUCCACUGGCCUUUUGGGUUCAAGGCAGGAGAGGGACUGUUUCCCGCAGAUGACAAAGGCAUGGCUAUCUCCAGCAACACUGAUAUUCUACAGACAUGGGAGGCCAUGGAAGAGCUGGUGGAUGCUGGUCUGGUAAAAGCCAUUGGAAUUUCCAACUUUAACCAUGAACAGAUUGAAAGAAUCUUGAACAAACCAGGACUGAAGUACAAGCCUGCAAAUAACCAGAUUGAGUGUCAUCCAUACCUUACCCAGGAGAAGUUGAUCAACUAUUGCCAAUCCAAAGGGAUCACUGUGACAGCAUACUGUCCCCUUGGCCGCCCUGAUGGUUCUAAGCCAGAGGCACCUUCCCUUCUGGAUGACCCCAUGAUCAAAGAGAUUGCAGCCAAGCACAACAAAACCCCAGCACAGGUUCUCCUUCGCUUCCAGAUCCAGAGAAAUGUGAUUGUGAUUCCCAAGUCUGUCACACCACAGCGCAUUGUGGAGAACUUCAAGGUAUUUGACUUCAAAUUGACUGAAGAGGAGAUGGCAACCCUUCUCAGCUUAAACAGAAACUGGAGGAUCUGUGAAAUGAUCACGUGCAAAAAUCACACGGAGUACCCUUUCAAUGCAGAAUACUGAAGGUGGUUUUAUGCUGCCCUCGUGCAGGCCUCUGGAGUAUAAUGAGCUUCUGCCAUUGCCUGAAGUUGCCCACUAGCUGCACACUGUCUCUCUCCUGCUAGCAAAGGCACAGUAUAUGUAUUCAGUGACUUUGGGUUUUUCUUCUUUGGUGGAACAAAAUAGUAAAGCUGUUCUGGAGAACAAAAUAUGGGCUGCAAUAAUCCUCUGCUCAUUCGAUGCGUGUCUCUGCAUGGCUGAAGGAGUAAAGCAGAAAACAGAAUAACCUAGCAACUGAUUUUAUUUUCUGUCUUGCAUCAAUACCACUUAAGGCUGCAGGGUUAAAGAUACGUGAACGCAGAAGAAAGAUCCAUCCUGAAAGAAUGAACUACAUAAUUGCUGCCUGAAGACAAAAGACAACAAUUAAUUUUACUUCUAGAGCACAGUCCAAAGCUUUCUGUGAAGAAUAAAUGGGAGAAGUGUCCAAACCUACAGAUGCAUACCAACUCAUACUGGGCCUUAAUUCAGUUGUGUUUUUUUUACAGGCUGAAACUGGA
Molecule: messenger RNA, 1510 nt
Organism: Empidonax traillii (willow flycatcher)
Lineage: Eukaryota; Metazoa; Chordata; Aves; Passeriformes; Tyrannidae
Product: aldose reductase-like
Exons: 11
Coding region: 36-977 (313 amino acids)
Cellular component (GO): cytosol
Molecular function (GO): aldose reductase (NADPH) activity
Source: RefSeq, a predicted model, not a curated record